ACGUUGGUUGUAUGAGCGAGUGAUGCCUAUCAAGAUAUUUAUCACUUGGGGUAUGUCCAUGGUGAUUCCAGGCGGGAUAUCAGUGUACUGACUGCUGGAACCUUCGCAGGACGAUUGAAGGUUGAGACGUGAGGUGGAUUUGUCGAAGGAUAAGCAAACUUUUGAUUAGAUAUUCAGGCGAGGUAGAUAUUAUAGGUAGAUCGAGGCGUAAUAUCGUCAAGGCACUGAAUUACUGUAAACGGGAAAAUUGUGUCCACCUUUGAGUCGUACAGCUUGAAGCCUGAAUCCAUGCCGUCUACCACCAGGAUAUUGUAGCUCUGAACUUGCUCUGUGACCCGAGUUACUUGCUUUAUGCGCUUAUGGAAAGAACUCGAAGCCGGUGGGAAGAUAGCUCUUUUUGAUGCCUCAGACGCAGAUGUGAUACUGCGCUCCAGCGACGAUGUCUCGUUCAAGGUCUACCGCAAGGAUUUAGAAGCCUACUCAGAUGGAUUCGUUGGUCCACCAUCAUCAAUAGAUGAGGUCGAGGUCGUUCAACUUACGGAGACUUCAAGAGUCCUAGAACUGCUCUUGCAGUUCAUGAGGAGGCAGCGUCAGCCCAGUUUCAAAGAUGUUGACUUCAACGUCCUGGACGGGCUUGCAGAAGCGGCUGAGAAAUAUGAGGUGUUCAGUGCGACGGAACCCUGCAAAAUCUGGAUGAGUGCUGCGGCUUCAUCGCAUCCUGUCGAAGUAUUGAGCUAUGCAAUGAAACAUGACUAUACCGAGCUUGCGAACCAAUGUGCUGUGCACACCAUCGGCCUAGAUGUAGAUUCAACGUUGAAAAGACUGCCGCCUAAUGCACAACUUCCGUGGCUCCGCUACUGUUAUAAAUGGCACAACGUCGUUCCCGACUUACUCCGCUACAAGAAUCCAAUUCAAUGUCGAAGGAAAUCGCCACCGGACGGUCCACCAUGUGCCUUAUGGAGCGAGUUCUACGCUCGUGUGGCGGAAAAAUUUGCUCGAGGGGGUCUAAAGGUAUUACAACCCGGAGAAAUCGGGUCUGUCUUUCGUAUAGCCGAAGAGACGACCGGUAUAGAGGACUGCCCCAAGUGUGUACUCAGAACUCGCUUCAAAAUGGCGGGAUCACGCAGAGCGGUUGGUCCAGCAGCCAAAAUACACCAAAUUCAUCACUUCGUAGUUGCAUGAACAAAGUGGAAUCGAGCAGUACUUCGGAACUAGUGUACCAACUUCAG
Somion occarium is the source of this 1229-nucleotide messenger RNA. Lineage: Eukaryota; Fungi; Basidiomycota; Agaricomycetes; Polyporales; Cerrenaceae. The record is from the annotation of a GenBank genome assembly.